CUGGUGCUGGGUGGAGAUGCCCUUUUUCCAAGGCUGGGCAGUCGCUGGGAUGCGCGGCAGCACCGCGGGCUCUCCGCCGCCGCAGGCGCUGGACUCCCUCGCCCCUGGCAGGCCCCUGCAGGAUGCUGGCAUGCACGGAGCGUGGCUGGAGGCGCAGGCAAGAGGGGAGGGUGCUGUGCUGCCUGCCUGGGGGACGUCUCCGCCGCGCUGGCAGGUCCAUGCCCCGCUGGACUGGGACCUCAUCUGCCGGGCUGGGCAGGACCCCAUCACCCAGCUCCCAUCUGGCCCGGGGCAGCCCAGGUCCCCGUGGCACCCCGAGAUCGGUGCCAGGUCCCAGCCGGAGGAGGAUUCGGGCUGUGAGGAAGCAGAGGCCCAGGAGCUGCUCCUAACAGGCCUGGACGACGACCGGGGGAGCCGGGGCAACAGCAUCCCGCUGCCUGGCACGGAUGCCACCCCCUUCCUCCCGGCCUCCCCCCAUGGCACGGACACCGCGUUUGGCUCGAAGAGAACGAACCCGGGCGGCUGCUCCCCGCAGCCCAGGAAGAAGCAGCGGGGGGAAGCUCUGCCUGGCGCUGCCCAGCUGCUGUGGCUACCUGGUGGGGGUGCCCUGACCCUCAAGGGGCGAGCGCAGCGAAGGGCGAGAGGACGCUGA
Messenger RNA from Alligator sinensis (Chinese alligator), 652 nucleotides. RefSeq lists its product as uncharacterized. The transcript is spliced from 5 exons. The coding region runs from base 17 to 652 and encodes 211 amino acids. The record is from RefSeq and is a predicted model, not a curated record. NCBI's taxonomy places the organism in Eukaryota, Metazoa, Chordata, Crocodylia, Alligatoridae.